UCUGCGCUCCUCUUUGCCUUGAACGUCCUACCAUCUAAGGAGACCACUAUGGAAACAGCACCUGGCCCUUCUGGAGAGCGGGCCAAGAAACUUAUGGUGGACGUCAAACAGCUCUGCCACGUUGACGACUUUGAAGAUGACCAGCGAGCGUAUGGGGACGUCCCAUCACCGAAGCGCCCCAAGCAGGCGGCAUCAUUUACAGCCAUGGAGUGCGAGCACGAAAGUGAGGACGAGGACUUGGCCGAUGAGGAAGACUUGGACGAUGAGGAAGAUGAAGACGUCGAUAACGAUGACGACGAUGACGACGAUGACGAUGAUGACGAUGACUCAGCCGACCUGGAGAUCUUGGAUGAAGAGGAAGAAGACCAACUGUACUACGAGGAGGAGGAAAACUCAGACGAGGCCACAGCAGGGAGCGGCAGGCGAGGCCAGCCGGGCAGCAGGCGCCACACCGAUGAUGCCGAAGAUCUCAAUCUUGAAGAUUACGUGCCAGACUAUUGCAUCGACAGCCAUGAGAAGCGCGACAGCUGCAGCCUUGCCAUUACGAUGACUCACACGGCACGCUCCGUUGACAUCACCGAGCUUUCGGGGGACAUCGUCAAGCUCGUCUUCAAGGGGAAGAAGGCCUUCGUGCGCUAUGUCGACCCCGAGACAGCAGCGGCGAACCUGAAAAUCAUCGAGAAGGCCGUUGGCAAGGGCAAAGUACUUCGAGUCGAAAAAUGCACCACACGUAAGCAGAAUACCAUCGGGAACAUGCUGGACCUGUUCCGGCUGCCCGCAAACUGCACCGUGGCCCGUCUCAAGCAGCAGUUCCCUGGAUCACGAGUGCACGUCCUCAAACAUGGAUUCGCAAGACUGGGUUUUGCUUCCACAGAGGAUCUCAAGAGAGCUCUGCAACCGGUCGGAUGUCACAUCAUUGAUGGCCAUGACAUCCGCUUGAGCCUUGUGAAGAAACUUCAAAAAGAAGACGACAGUCACUACUAUGGAGGAGGCCGGCAGUCCCGGGACAGCCGCGGAGACAGCGAUUCUUCCAGCCGCGGUGGUCGAAACUGGAAGCGAAACAGCUGGCCUCUGGGAGAACGGGCCUACUGGCGCGGCGGCGGCCGGGGCUGUGGCCGAGGCGCUGGAUACAGCCGAAUGGGCAACCGCUCCUUCGACUGGGACGGUCGCGGGGACUGGAGCGAGGUCGAUGACUGGGACAGCCGAGCCUGGAGCGGCGGUAGCCGGUUCUUCUGGAACAGCGAGGGCGGAGGCCGCCGUGGAAGGCGAGGAGGCCGGCGAGGCUCCUGGAGCCGCCCUUGAGGCCACCUGGCUGCCCGGCGUCGAGUACAGCCUUUUUUUUUUAAUUGGCUGCCCAGCAUCCAGUCCAGCCUUUUUUUUUAAUUGACUGCCCAGCGUAGAGUCCAGCCCUUUUUUUUUAAUCGGCUACCCAGCGUAGAAUCCAGCCUUUUUUUUAUUGGCUGCCCAGAGUCGAGUCCAGGCCUUUUUUUUUUAUUGGCUGCC
Molecule: messenger RNA, 1503 nt
Organism: Dermacentor silvarum
Lineage: Eukaryota; Metazoa; Arthropoda; Arachnida; Ixodida; Ixodidae
Product: nucleolin
Exons: 10
Coding region: 49-1302 (417 amino acids)
Molecular function (GO): nucleic acid binding
Source: RefSeq, a predicted model, not a curated record